Messenger RNA from Pectinophora gossypiella (pink bollworm), 6510 nucleotides. It is a transcript of the gene AGO1, whose product is annotated as protein argonaute-2. Gene Ontology annotation, molecular function: protein binding; RNA binding. The transcript is spliced from 14 exons. Bases 138 to 2894 code for a protein of 918 amino acids. The record is from RefSeq and is a predicted model, not a curated record. NCBI's taxonomy places the organism in Eukaryota, Metazoa, Arthropoda, Insecta, Lepidoptera, Gelechiidae.
CAAGCAAAUGUCAUAUAAACGUCAAUCGUUCAGUUCAUUAUCCACAUCAAUUCGAUCACAUUGUGGCAAUUUCGACACGAAAAUCUUAUACAAAAUCAUUAAUUUCAGCCUUUUGCUUAUUUUAAUAUCAUAACAAGAUGUACCCCGUUGGGCAACCUCCAGCGGGGGAGACAAGCAGUGGAGCGGUGGGUGUGUCGGGCGCCGUGAGUGCGGCGGCGGGCACUACGGGAGCUGCGCCAGGGGCGGCGAGCACGGCUCCGACCACGGCGUCUCCGGCCGGCGGUGCGACGGCCACAGGCGCUAUGUCCAUCGUGUCACCAGCCGCUGCUCCACCGCCGGAUCUUCCGGUGCUCACGUGUCCACGCCGCCCAAAUCUUGGCCAUGAAGGCAGACCGAUUAUGCUUAGAGCGAAUCAUUUCCAAAUAUCAAUGCCAAGAGGUUUUGUACAUCAUUACGAUGUCAAUAUACAACCAGAUAAAUGUCCUAGAAAGGUGAAUAGAGAAAUUGUUGAGACUAUGGUACAUUGUUACAAUAAAAUAUUUGGUGCCCUCAAACCAGUGUUUGAUGGUAGAAAUAAUUUGUACACAAGAGAUCCUCUCCCCAUUGGUAACGACAGAGUGGAACUUGAGGUGAUCCUGCCGGGAGAGGGAAAGGACAGAGUUUUUCGUGUUACAAUCAAAUGGGUUGCUCAGGUUUCACUAUUUGCAUUAGAAGAGGCUUUAGAAGGACGUACAAGGCAAAUCCCUUAUGACGCUAUCUUGGCACUUGAUGUUGUGAUGAGACAUUUGCCAUCAAUGAUGUACACACCAGUGGGCCGCUCGUUUUUCUCAUCUCCUGAGGGAUACUAUCAUCCCCUUGGAGGGGGAAGAGAAGUAUGGUUUGGUUUCCAUCAGUCUGUCAGACCAAGUCAGUGGAAAAUGAUGUUAAAUAUUGACGUUUCGGCAACUGCAUUCUACAAAGCCCAACCAGUGAUCGAAUUUAUGUGUGAAGUAUUAGACAUAAGGGACAUUAAUGACCAAAGAAAACCUCUAACAGACUCACAAAGAGUCAAAUUCACGAAAGAAAUAAAAGGUCUCAAGAUAGAAAUCACUCACUGUGGUACGAUGAAGAGAAAAUACAGAGUUUGCAAUGUGACACGCAGACCCGCGCAAAUGCAGUCAUUCCCUCUGCAGCUAGAGAACGGACAAACAGUGGAGUGUACGGUAGCUAAAUAUUUCCUGGACAAGUACAAGAUGAAACUACGGUACCCACACUUGCCGUGCCUACAAGUUGGGCAGGAGCACAAACACACAUACCUCCCAUUAGAGGUGUGCAACAUCGUGCCCGGACAACGAUGCAUUAAGAAACUGACAGACAUGCAAACAUCCACCAUGAUUAAAGCCACUGCUCGCUCAGCACCCGAUAGGGAACGUGAAAUCAACAACUUGGUACGACGCGCGAACUUCAACACGGACUUGUAUGUGAAGGAGUUUGGGCUGACGAUAUCCAACAACAUGAUGGAAGUGAGAGGGCGCGUGCUGCCGCCGCCGAAGCUACAGUAUGGCGGCCGCGUCUCCUCACUAGGCGGACAACAAGCGCUGCCGAACCAGGGCGUGUGGGACAUGCGCGGCAAGCAGUUCUUCAUGGGCGUGGAGAUCCGAGUUUGGGCCAUCGCGUGCUUCGCACCACAACGCACAGUCAGAGAAGACGCCUUGAAAAACUUCACACAGCAACUCCAGAAGAUAUCGAACGAUGCGGGCAUGCCGAUUAUCGGGCAACCGUGUUUCUGCAAGUACGCCACCGGGCCGGACCAAGUGGAACCCAUGUUCAAAUACCUGAAGUCUACGUUCGUACAAUUGCAACUGGUCGUCGUGGUACUACCUGGAAAGACGCCCGUUUACGCGGAGGUGAAGCGCGUAGGCGACACGGUGCUCGGCAUGGCGACACAGUGUGUGCAGGCCAAGAAUGUGAACAAGACCUCGCCGCAGACGCUCUCCAACUUGUGCCUCAAGAUCAACGUCAAGCUCGGCGGCAUCAACUCUAUCCUUGUGCCGUCGUUGCGUCCCAAGGUAUUCAACGAGCCCGUGAUCUUCCUGGGCGUGGACGUGACGCACCCGCCGGCGGGCGACAACAAGAAGCCGAGCAUCGCGGCCGUGGUGGGCUCCAUGGACGCGCACCCCAGCCGCUACGCCGCCACCGUGCGCGUGCAGCAGCACCGUAUUGACGAUGUGUGCAGACAAGAGAUCGUGCACGAGAUGAGCAGCAUGGUACAAGAGCUGCUGAUAAUGUUCUACAAGAGUACGGGCGGGUUCAAACCGCACCGCAUCAUCAUGUAUCGCGACGGUAUUUCUGAAGGACAAUUUAUACAUGUUCUGCAACAUGAACUGACGGCCGUGCGCGAGGCUUGCAUCAAGCUGGAAGCGGAGUAUAAGCCAGGCAUAACAUUCAUAGUGGUACAGAAACGGCACCACACGAGGUUGUUCUGCGCCGAUAAAAAGGAACAAUCCGGCAAGUCCGGGAACAUUCCGGCCGGUACCACUGUCGACCUCGGUAUCACGCACCCUACCGAGUUCGACUUCUAUCUCUGCAGCCACCAGGGUAUUCAGGGCACGUCGCGGCCGUCGCACUACCACGUGCUGUGGGACGACAACCACUUCGGGUCGGACGAGCUGCAGUGCCUGACGUACCAGCUGUGCCACACGUACGUGCGCUGCACGCGGUCCGUGUCCAUCCCCGCGCCCGCGUACUACGCGCACCUGGUGGCGUUCCGCGCGCGCUAUCACCUGGUGGAGAAGGAGCACGACUCGGGCGAGGGCUCGCACCAGUCGGGCUGCAGCGAGGACCGCACGCCCGGCGCCAUGGCGCGCGCCAUCACCGUGCACGCCGUCACCAAGAAAGUCAUGUACUUCGCAUAGGCGGGCUCACCGGCCAAGUCGAUCGGAUAGCGCGAUCUACCUGUUGUCGAGCCUCUCUAACGGUCUCACGCAACUGUAACGAGCUCAAACUAAUAUAACACCGCGAUAGUGUUCCAUCCGAUGAGCGUUAGAAAUUGACGAGUGCCCGCCGUCCGCGAUCGAGCUCGAACGUACGUACACAAUAUACAGACCCAAAACGGCCCAAAGACGAAUAUAUCGGAAUUAAUAAAUUAUUAUAUUGUUUUUAUUUUGUAGCUGUAAAUUGUGUAAUUUUGAUGCCUCGAUGGACGCGUGUUAAUGAAAAUAUUCGAUCGACUUUGUCACGUAGGACGUUGCUGUGCGAAUCGGAUCUCUAGCUAAAUUAUUUCUUGUUCGUAACCAUAUUCGCCUGAGCGUGGUCUGAGCAAACCAUGGCAAUUAUUAUGAACUUUUGCAGCAAAAUGAGCAGCUGUCCACUGUCUCUGAUGUUACUACGGGAAACGAAAUAAAUAAUCGAUAUUCCAUUAUUUUCUCUAGUAAUAUUCAUCAGCCGGGAAGAUUAUCAAUUUUCAAAUAUUUUUUUGAAAAAAUAUAAGGGGCUUAUAGGGUUACGAAAACAUUACUAUACCUUCGUAAAGAUCAAGACAUUUAUACUUUAAAAUGUACAGAAGUAUUUUCUUUAUUACUUUUAAAAUCUUUAUAUAUAAUCAUCGCACGACACCAAAAGUUUAACAAGUUAACAGAGAACACCGCAGUUGUGCGAUACAAUAUGGUCAUUACAUGGUAAAUAAUAAUGAAUGGGGAUUAAGUGUAGGACACCUCUGUUGAUUUGUUAAACAAUAGUUUAAGAAUUUAUCUAUAUAGUAUGUUAAGGAAACCUCGAUUCAAAAAGCAAUAGUAUAAAAUUAUAAAUGUUCACAAAUUAACUACAUUAUCUUAGCUUUACUACAUAUAGCCUUAUAUGAAACUCCACAAUAUCAAUAGAACUAAUAAAUGAAUUUAUUCUAUAUUAUGAUGUCACGUGUUACUCGCUGUAGAAAUUGAAAUGUGUUUUACAUUAAUGCCCACUACUAUGCCAAUACAACAAAUACUGGUCAUGACAAUACACGGUGGAUCACGUCUUCUGGUAUGUACUGGCGUAAUGGUGAUUACAUUACAUUUAUCAUAAUAAUACCUAUUUAAUGAGAUAAUGAAUUUAGCCAUCUAAAGUAUAUUUUUAAACUAAAUUUUACUUUAGUUUUAGACAGCCCACGGGUUCGGGUAACUUGUUAAUGUCAUUGACACUCAUACACCAAAAUAAUAAAGUUUCUCCAUGAUAAUAGUAAGAACGUAUGGACCGCAUAUAUUAGCGUAAGUAGUUUACAAUUUUGUUGUGGAAAUGGCAUCUGCAAGUUGUUUUAUUUUUAUAUAUCGCUUAACUCUGUCAAUAACGUGUACGCCUAAUUAUAUACUUACCGUAAUUAGUGCCUGAUCAAAUUAUAGUAGAAAUAUGAGACAUAAGAUCAACAUAAUUAUGUAUAUCGAAAUAUAUAUAUAUAUAUAUAUAUAUAUAUAUAUGUGUGUAUAUCGUGUGUCGGAGCCUUUAUUUCUAGUUUCGGUUGCUGUUUAAGUUUGUAGAACUGUGCUACUCUUGUUACUUAAUGCCUGCCAAAUGUUCGGUGCACGUGCACUGGACGCAUAUUCUAUCGAUCCAUUUUAGAUAUAGGCAUAUAUUGUAUGUAAUAAGUUAUUAUUUUAAUAAUAUAAUUAUGAAUCUAAACAAGGGAAAAGGAAGUUCUUAAGUGUAAGUGCAAUUUCAAAUCUAAGUAUAUCAUUCAAACGUGUAUUUUAAUAUUAUAAUAAUGAAAUUUUGUAUGAAAGCUCCAGGUAUCGGUACCCCCUGUAUAGCACUAGAGGCCAAUGAUUCGUUAGCUCGUUUUCAGUAUGAAAUAGAUCUAGUAUUUUUAUAUUCGCCCUUUAUAAAACUAAAUAACAUUAGUAAUAAAUUGAAAUUGUCUUACAGUUAGUGUCAAUAGUUUCUGCCGAAGAUCUCAGAGCCUAGCAAUACACAAUAUAGAAAUAAUUAGAUUCCUCCAGCACAAUCAAUUACUGUGACGUUGGCAAUAUGAAGAUACAAAUUAAAACUAAUUCGUAAUCUAGCGUUAUGUGUCUCGUGUCUUGUUACUGUAUAUAUGUUAUUGGCGCUAAAUUACUCUGCUAGGUUUAGUGAAACAUCUUGAUGCCGAGAAUUAAUUAUAGUUACUUAGUAAGUUACACGAUCAGAGAAAUAGGUCAUAUGCAAUAACUAGAUACAUUAUUAUUAUUUCUGCUAAUUUAAGAUAACUUCAACACUGCAAUCCCCCUGGAGGCCAAAAAUAUAAGGUUGUUUUGCCGCCUUUUAGUUUUAAGUUGAUAUUUCAUCAUUUCUUUCUUCUUUUCUGAUAUAAAAUAUCAGGUUUUAGUUAAAGGGGGCCCGGGUAGGUAUUAGUGUUACAUUAAGAUAUAGUCAGCUUUAAUGUGUACAAUUUAGCGAUUAUUGGUAGCUACUUAAAACUAUCUUCUACUUGAAAAUAUUAGCUCAAAUAUUCGGGAAUUAAAUAAUUUGUAAUUGGAUCAUUGCAUUUUAGAUUAAGCACAUUAUCUUCUCCGGGCUUCUGAUAAAUUAUGUCGAACUCCUUUUGAUAUACGAGUAUAUUAGUAUUUAAGUUUUGUAUUGUGUUCGCUUUCAAAACUAAAUGUUAUUAACGUUGGAUCGUACAUGGCUUGUAUGUGAACGUAUGUGUAAUAUUUGUUGUGUAUUGCACACGAAACGCUUUAACUGUUUAGACUACACCAAGUUAGGUUUUGAUAUAGAUUGUAAAAUAGAUUCCAAAUUUCCUUCGUGCAGGGUAAGCAUCAUUAUACUUAUCGAUUUAAAAGACCGCGACGUAUAUUAAUUUUUUAAAAUAGCGCUCAAUAUGACUGUUGUUCUGUCCCACACAAUCCAGGGUUUUAUGUUUUCCCGCCUCACUUCAGAAUGAAAUAUCAAGUAUAUGAGUACAGAAUAUAAUCUGUGUUUUAUGAUUCACGAAACAUGAUUUUGUUUCUUAACUGUUAUCUCACUCCUUCUUUAUCUUGUAAUAUCAUUAGCAAUGUCUUGGAAAUCAUUGACUACUCUUCAAUUUGUUUUCUUUAACACAAAUAAGUCACUUAGUACUCUCUUUCAAAGAACUCUUGAGUGUCAUAUAAGUCCGACUAGAAAUAUGCUAGCGCUUAUAAUUCCUGUAGAUGAAGUAAACGCAGAUUGCUAUUCUCGAAUUAGUAAGUCCCUUUGUUGUCGUUAAUGUCCAAGCAUAUUUUUGUUCAGAAUAAGUUAAAAUUCCUUCAUUAUAGACAUUUUGAUAUUACGACAUCUACCUAGUCCAGUUUUCGGAACGUUAACUUUUGAACUUUUCGUUGAAGACCGUCUAUAUUUAAAAGUUUGAGGCUAAACUUGGAAUCUGUUGUUUUAACGAUUUAUUAUCAGUUUUAAUUAUGAAAUCAAUGUAAAAAACUUUUAUUUAGUAUGAAUCAUCAUAACUUCAUGCAUUUGUAAUCAAAAGGUAGCGAUAAAUUAAUGUAGAUGGACUUCAGAAUAAUGUGCAGUGCAUGGGUUGUAAUACAAUCUGUUUACUUAUUA